AUGUCAUCUAUGGUUGCAGGUACCUCAUCUUCAUGUUCUGCCACCUUCACCACAAUCAAAAACUCUCAUCUCACACCUUCCAAGACACUCACUCCUCCAUGCCAGAAAACUUCUUUGCUAGGACUCUCACUUCAUGAAGCCAAAAGGGGUGUUUCAGGAUCUUUCUAUAGUGACAACAAAAAUGGCUCUUCCUCCAUUGCUAGAAGGAGACUCGAGAUCACUGCAAAAACUGCUGGAGCUUCUAAGACAAUUGAGGCUGAAGUUGAUAAGCCACUUGGUCUCACUUUAGGCCAAAAGAAUGGUGGUGGUGUUGUCAUAACUGCAGUUGAAGGUGGGGGAAAUGCAGCAAGAGCAGGGUUAAAGUCAGGGGAUCAAGUUCUUUAUACCAGCAGUUUCUUUGGAGAUGAAUUAUGGCCAGCAGAUAAGCUUGGAUUCACUAAAACUGCAAUCCAAGCUAAGCCUGAUUCUGUCUACUUUGUUGUCAGCAGGGGUGCUGAUGUAGAUGUUAAAAGGCUUCCGAAGCGUCCUGCUCCUCCUCGCUUCGGGAGAAAAUUGACAGAAUCUCAAAAGGCUAGAGCUACUCAUAUUUGCCUUGACUGUGGAUACAUAUACUUCUUACCAAAAUCCUUUGAUGACCAGCCGGACACAUAUGGUUGUCCACAAUGUCAAGCGCCGAAAAAGAGGUUUGCUCCAUAUGAUGUUAACACCGGAAGAGCAGUCGGGGGUGGAGGGUUGCCUCCAAUUGGAGUUAUUAUUGGACUUGUGGCUGGUUUAGGUGGUGUUGGAGCAUUGCUUGUUUUUGGUCUUCAGUGA
Messenger RNA from Vicia faba (fava bean), 813 nucleotides. The record is from the annotation of a GenBank genome assembly. NCBI's taxonomy places the organism in Eukaryota, Viridiplantae, Streptophyta, Magnoliopsida, Fabales, Fabaceae.